ACAACGAGAGAGAAGGAAGUAUCCAUCACACAUCCAUCCAUCCACCGUACAGAGCCCCGUUGCACGUCGGGAAAUUGAACAUGUACGUAUGUCGUAUGAGCGACGUAGAGCGUUGAAUGUGUCGAUUGCGUUCGGGGUUGGCUUGCACUUUUCGCGGUUAAAUGUGCGCGCAGCAACGUCGCAUGGUCAGCUAUCAAGACGUUCGCGAACCCUUCUAGUUUAUAGUGACUAAGUGAUAAGAGGUGAGGUGAAAAGAGAAACUUCUUUUCUUGGGACGCUCGCCAAUUUCGGAGCUAUAACAUUCUAUUGCGGCGUCGUUUUAACAAACAGUCGGGAGACACAUAAAGGUUCACUGCUGUGUAUCUGUGUGUGGAAUAUAUCCAAUCACGGAAUUCGCGGGCUAAGAUGCCCGACGUGGCUCCCGCGGACAACGUCGGCAUCGAGAUCAACGAAGAUCGACGAAGCGGUGCACGGAGCGACGCUCGCUCCUGGUUUCCCGCGAAUACACCUCCGAUUCCAUUUUUAUCUAUGCCCGCGCAUAUGGGUGAACAAUUUGUCGUAUUUUGAAACAUCGGAGUGUUUGCAAAUUAAUUGACUGUUUUGAAGAAAAAAAUAUUUGUGUUUUAUAUACUACGGAUGAUUGCUAUAUUUUGUUCAAGAUAACAUAACAUGAAAACAACGACAAUUUGUUAGUGUAUUAUCUGUUCCUUUUUUCUUUCUCUCAUGUAUUUCUAAUAAAAUAUGUAAUACAUGAUUUUGGAACGAAUAUUUAUGGUGCAAUUUAUAGAUCUGGAAGAAGGACAUAUUAAUUAAGGCUUAGUAGCAGGAUUUACUCUAGUGGUUAUAUUGUCUUUUGUAUUUAUGCCUAAUGUAAAAUGUUACACAUGAAGAAGUCAAAAGCGUUUUGAUCAAUCAAUAUAUGUACUUUAAGUUUAAAAAUUUACAAAAUGAGAGAAACAUAAUCGAAAAGUGUCCAUAAACUUAAGAGAAUCAUUUAUUCAUUUGCAAAUUGUAUAUUGCAUUUGUUUAUAUGGUUUUCCAUACGUAUUUAUCAUGUUUCUUCUCAAAUUAAAUAAAACCACUUAUUGUUACUAUAUAUUAAGACCAGAUUUCAGUCAGUAGAAUAAUUCUUUCUUACUGUUACGAUACGCGAACAAUUAUUAUUUGAGGUGCUUCAUCUAAAAAUAGAUAAUAUACAAGAUAUUUAUGUUGAAUUUCAAUGCUGGUUUUAUGAAAGAAUAAUAUUAAGUAUCUUUCUAAAAUGUGUGAGCAAACAGAAAUUAAUUAUUUGGAUGGAGAUGUUGUUUGGGUGAAACUUGGAGGUUGUUGGUGGCCUGGACAAGUUACUGGGUUCCACAAUUUACCUGAAGAUAUUCAACAUGGAUUUCAAAAGAAACCUUUAAUAGCUGCUGUGAAGUUUUUUCAAGAAGAUACAUAUGAAUUUGUCAAGAACUAUCAACAGAUUUAUAAAUACAACUGUACCCUGAAAGAUGAAUUUAUCAGGAAAGGAUUAGACAAAUAUAGAAGCAGAUGCAAAGAUGGAUCCAGAUACAUGGACAAAUUUCCUGGAGAUGUUGAAAUGGCUGAAAAGUUAACAGGAGGAGAUCCUGAUAUAUUAAGCCAUGAUAAAUUUUCUCCAGAAGAAAAGCCAAAUAUAUCAGCUUUAUUUGGAGACAAGAAAAUUCCUAAAAAGAAACGAGAACGUGAGGAAGGUCAUAGAAAAAGUGAUAAUAGCGAAGUUGUACGAAAAAUCACACAUCCACGAUUUUUAAAAGAAAGUGAUCAUGAAGUUCGGAUACGUCAACAACCUAGCAGCUUACCAUCUACACCGAAUAAUAGUGGGUCUCCACAAUAUCCUUGUCAUUUAUGUAAUUUUACUUCCUCGCGAGUAAAUGUUAUUAUUUGUCACAUAAAAAGCCACAGAUCAGGAAAUUCACCAAUGUCCAAAUCUAAAGUAAAAACUUAUUCUCAAUAUACAAGUAGGUAUUCUGAUGUAGAUACUCCAAAAAGGAAAUAUACAAAGAAAGAAAAAGGUCAAUCAAAUAAGAAUAAAAGCAGCAGUGAAUCUGGAAAAAGAAAACAAAUUAAGCAAAAUGAAAAAGUUGCUAAAAAGAAAAAGACUUCAGAUCCUAAAAUUCGCGAUACUAUAUUAGCAGAUUGGGAAGAUGAAUCAGAUGAAGAACUUAGCUUGAAUCAAAGCAAUCCAACUGAUAUAGCAUCUAUGAAUGAUUCAUCACCAAAAAAUCAAUUUGAUUUUGACAAAUCAGAAGAACUUAAUGAAAAGAAUAAUACACUACCAGAUGCUAGUGAAAUUAUUGCAGAAACUGAAAAAUUACUUAAAGAAACCGAGACGCUUACAACAAUUAACAUAACAGAAGAUUCUUUAUCUGAUAGUACUAAUACUUCGAAAAAUCUGAAAUCAAAUCUUUUUGAUAAACAGUCGUCCGAAUUAGAAAAAGAUGCUAGGAUAUCUGAUGUUGAGAGUAAUGAAUUUACUAAUAAAUCACAGACGGAAAAAGAAACUUUUAAUAUUGACAGCGAAAAUAAACCUACUGCAUCAAAUAAAGAUAAAAAAUUAUUAUUAUCUUGUUUUGAUUUCCAUGAAGAAGAACCAUCCAUACCCCCUGUAAGGAAAAAGUCUCGCGCAUUUCAUCAGAAAAAAGAAAUAAUAAAAGAAUUUGAAAUGAGUCAAGCUUUAAAAACAGAACAAGAAAGAGAAAUUGAACAUAGUAAACCUGAAGAUGAAGAUAAUAAUACUAGUUCAAAUGAAUGUGAAAGAUUAAAUACACAGUCAUCUUUAAGUGAGCAGAGUUUAGAAAAAAAUAAAAACAAUGACAAGGUUAUAAUUAAUGAUAAAGAGACAAAUAAUAAACUUGAACAUACAAAGGAAAAAAUUAAAUCUGAGAAAGAAUCAGAAAAAACACAGAAAUCUAAUGUUAAUACUUGUGAAACAGAAUUAGAAAUCGUGGAAAUAUUUGAAGUUGAAAGGAUUGAAGCUGAGAAUGAAAAUACUACAAAUGCUUCAAAAAAUGUUGAGACACAAAAUUCUCCUACAACAAAUGUAACGUUAAAUAUUAAUAAGAAAUUAACAGAAAACAAAAAUUUAGAUGUACAAAAUAUCCCCAUUGAUGAUGAACAAACAGAUAUUAAAGAUGCAACUAUUAAAGGAAAUGCAAAAAAUGUAAAACAGGAACCUUUAAAGCAAGUUGAAGAAACUUCGUCUGAGCGUUUUACAGUAGAAACAGAAGAUGAAGCUAUGUCUGAAUCUGCUGAAACAUUUCCAGAACAAAGUGAAAAUUCAGAUGCAGAUAUGCUGGAUCAAGAUCAAGUGCCUAAUUCAAAUUCUACAAAAAUUUUAUCAAAUGACGAUCAGUUAAAUAUUACUCCACAAGCUCGUAAGUCCAGUAGUAAAUUAAGAAAAUCAGAACCUAUGCGUGCUAAUACUAGUGAAAGUGCCAGUGGUAGUGAAAGCCCAAAAAUAAGGGAUAAUAAGAGUAAUUCAAAAAUAUUUGAAAAAUUUGAAAUAGAAAGAACAUCAGAAUCUGAUAGCGAGCGUUCAUAUGGUCGAAGAAAACGAAAACCAAAUAAAAAAUAUUUAGAAUCUGAUAUAUAUGUACAAGAUGCAGAUCAAAUGAUAUGUAAGACUGAUGAAAGUCAAUCUGAAAGUGAGGAAAAAUCUUCUGAAAAAAUAAAAAUUAAAUCAAAGAGAAAUAGGAAAUUUAUAGAAAAUAUUAAUAAAACAAGCAAGGACAUUGAUCUUAAAGAGGAAAAAGAAAUAGAAAUUUCCUGUAAUACCAUACAUACAACAGAAAAUAAUGUUAAUUCUUCAAAUAUAGAAUUAAAAGAUGAAUUAUUUGAGAAUACAUCUAAAAACCAAAUGUUUAUAGAAUUAGAUACAAAACUUGCAGACAAUCAAAUUUCUAUUGAAAUUCCUAAGAAGUUACAAGUAUCAACUGAGGAAAAAGUUCUACUAAAAGAAUCUGAUACAUCUGUCCUUGAAGAUACAAAAUCUGUAGUCACAGAAGAUAAUGCUGCUAAAUUAGAAAGUACAAUUCUCGAAUAUGAGAAAACAAAAGACAAUGAUACUGAAAGUGUAUUAAUUUCAAGUAAUCUUUCACAAGAAGAUUUAAAAGAUUUAGAAUCUCCUACUUCUCUUCAACUGGAACUUUCAUCAGAGAAAGAAGCAUCUUCUUAUCAACAAUUAGAUACUUCAAAAACUGUUGACAUGCUUCCUCCCAAAAAAUCUCAAAUAAAAAAGUUUGAAUUAUCACAAAUUGAUAUUUCUGGUACUGAUGAAACUCAAAAAAUCAUGAUAGAUCCUAAAUUAAAUAGUGGACAAGAACAAAUGAAAAAUUUAACUACUGAAACAAUUGAAACUAGUACAGAUACAGAGGCAAUUAAUUCUUUAAAGCAGGAGAAAGAUGCUCCAGAAAAACUUGAGAUAGACACAAAUAAUGUAGAAAUUACAAAAGAUGCAAAUCAAAUAGAGGAAGAAAAUAAAAUUCAAGGUGGAAACACAACUAUACCAAUAAAUCAAAAAAUUCAGCAUGUGGAAAUGGAAACAUUGGAAAAAGAAGAACAAAAAACUAAACCAGAGAAUUUAGAACAAUUGCCUACAGACUCAAUAAGUACAUUAAGUGAGCAGCAAGCUCAAAAUAGAACAUCUAUGCAAACAAGAUAUAAAGGAAAAUUUACACCAGAUACAUGCACAAAAUUAAAGAAAGAUAAAGAGUUAUUUCCUGAAGAAAAAUCAACAAAUACGUUCCAAGAAGCUUUCUUAAAAACUUUGCAUAUUGACAAGAAAAAGGGUAUAGUUAAUGAAUCUGAUACAACUGGUAAAGGAAAAAAAGGUAAGAAAUUAGUGAAGAAGAAGCCUGAAGAAGAAAUAGAUAGAAAUACAUCUUCUGAGACAACUCAAAAUAUGACAACUGAAGAUCCAAAUAUUCCAGAAAAUUAUCCUAAUCUUUCUCAAGAUAACAAUUCUCAAGUCGCAGUUAUGAGCAAUUUUGAAGGUAUAGAAGUAGUAGUUGAUCAAAAUCUUGAAAUUGAUGCUAAAGUGGAUGAUACUAUUUUUCAAAAUGUUGACCAACUUACAUCAACAAACGAAUUUAAUAUCAUGCCUAAAUCAUUGAUACAAUCACCUACUGAAGACAGUACUAAAUCUAUCAAUAUAGAUGUGCAAAAGUUAGAUGAAUCUUCAAGAUCAUUAACUUCUACACCUUCCCCAUCAUCAGAUGUUAAUGUACCAGUAAAAAAACGUGAAAUGCCACGAAUAAUUGAAAAUGUAACAUUGACUGAACCUAUGCAAAUUUUAAAGUCAAAAUUAUUAGACAAAUUACCACAGAAAGGGAUAAAACAUAAAUUAGAAACCGAUGGUACAAAAAGAUGUGAUCAAAAGGGUGGUCCAAAAACGAAAAUAAUGAAAAUUGAAUCUGCAUCUUCAAAUAUCAAACUGAAAACUGGUUCAAAGGUUACAUCUCCACAUUUGUCUUUGACUAAAAAGUUACAAGUUUUAAAAGCUGAAGAAGCAGAAACAGCUGCUAUGUUAGAGGCACAAAAUGAACAGUUAAAUGUAAAAACUUCGAAAAUUCCAACUACAACUACUACAACUGAAAAAUAUAUUCAACAAAGUUCACAAAGUUUGGCAGAUAUGGAACUAGAUAUAAAUUCAAUGCCAUUUGUUUUAAGUGAAGAUGUUUUAACUCCAGAAAGCAUUGAACAAAUGCCUGUUGUUAUAUCUUCUAUUAUACCUGCAUCUAGCACAAUUCCAACACUAUCUUUUACACCAACUACGCAAAUAGUAUCUCCCACUCAAAGUCAGUUCAAAUUGAAUGAAACUACAAAUGAAAUGUCACCUUCAAAGAAAAAGAGUGGUACUCCAGCAAUUUUGAAAAACAAAACUAAAGCAAAACCUACAAUUACAAGUAUAAAAACGCUAGUGCCACCACUUACAGGUGGUGUGAAAGGUAUAAAAUUUCAAAAUACACCAACAACAAACAAAGUGCCACCUCUUUUAACACAGAAGAGUACAUCAGGAAAAUAUGUAGUAGUACAAACAUCUGGAGGUCAACAAUUGCGAUAUGGUGUUCAAGGAAAAACUGGUGUGCAACAAAAAAUUGCUAUACCUGGUAAAAGUACUGGAAACGCCCAAGUUGUUCAUCAAGGUAGUAAAGUAGUUAUAUUAACAUCAGCACAAUCAGGCCAAACUAAAAUGCUACCUUUAAAUAUUUCUAAAACAUUAAGUGGUAAGGUUCAAAGAAUUAUGACAAAUAAGGGUCAAGUGUAUUGCCCUAUCAGUCCUCAGGGUAUUAUAAAUUCAAAAACACUCAUUGCUCCAAAAGGAGAUGGUGUUUCAGCAACAACAUCUAAGCUUCCUGCUGGACAUAAAAUUAUUAACACACAAGGUAUAAUAGCUUCAAAAGGACUUCUAACUCCUAUCUCAGGAACAAUUGGAAAGACUGCUUUACUGGGGACAUUAUCUCAAGGAAUUUUCACAAAAGGUGGAAUUUAUACGCCAAUAAGUGCUUCUACUUUGGGUGGGAAAACUAUCAUUGGAUCAAAAGCCCUGGUUACAAAAGGUACAACCAUUUUAUCUUCACAGAAUUUAGGUACUUCUAAAGCUAUUUUGACCCCCAUAUCUCAAGCUAUUUCUGGUAAAACAAUUUUAAGCACUCAAGGUAUAGUAAGCAGUAAGGCAACAGUUUUGACACCAAUAACAGGACAGCAAGUAAAAGCUAUUGCAGCAAAAAGUCCAUCCAAAGGAAAUAAAGUACAAUACCAAUCAACGCAACAAAAAGUACAGCUUCCUAUGUUACAAAAAUCGCAAAAAGUUCCAAUGUCUGCUACUUCACAAGUAAGAUCUGGUCAAAUGAAAACUGGUGGCAGCAGUACAGUAGUAUUGCAAAAUACCAUUCCUACACAAAAGACUGUGCAACAAGGAAAGAAAGUAAUUAAACAGACAGUUGUACAGCAAGGUUCUACUAUUCAAAAUAUUGUACCUCAAAGUAGCCAACAGACAAUAGGUAUAAGUCCACAAAUUCAACAGAAAGGAAAAUCUGUAUCUACAUCAACUAUACAAAAAGUUAUUAUACCCCGAAGUAAUCGACCUCAAAAAACACAACAAAAAAUAGUUGUUCAAAAAGUACAAGAACCUGCAAUUACGACUGUACAAAAUAUUCAAUCAAAACAAACGGUCUCAGUACCACUAACUACUGUACCAAAUGUAUCUAAAACAACAAUUCAGCAAAAACAGACAGCUAGUACUACUGCAACUACAAGAAUUAGUACAAAAGGCCAAUCAGUAAAUAAGACUACUACACAACAGCAGAAGAAUUUGUUGAACAUUGCAAUGAAUUCAGUAACUACGACUAACGCGAAUACAAAUGUUUCUACGUCUUUGUCUCUUCCACCAUUAGAAUCUACUGAAUCUGAGAGGAAAUCGAAAAUAGAUAAUGUGCUUAUUGAACCAUUUCAAAAGGACCAGCCUAAACUAGAAAAUUUCAAUGUUGAGAAAGGUAACGAAAUAGAAAAAAUAGAAGAACCGAAAAUAACGACACAACCACAAAUAAUGGCUUUGCCAACAGAAAGUACUGAUGGAACACAAACUUAUGUUUUGGUAACUAUUGAUGAACAAGGACAAAUACAACCUCUUGAUAAUAAUACUCUUAUGUCACUAGAAGGUACUACGCAAAAUCCAGAUGGCACAAGAACAUUAUAUAUAGAUCCUAGUUCAUUAGGAGAAGCAGGCACAUUAGAUAACAUUGUUCUUCAAUUUGAUAAUGCUGUAUUACCAAAUAUACAAACAAGUGCUACAGAAACUACUCAAACAAUUAUAUCAGAAAGUCUUCCUACUUCAGAAGUAAUACACACAUCAAAUCAAGAUAUUUUAGCCGCUGCUCUGGCAAAUACAGAUUUUCAACAAGAGAUCAAUUUAACAGAAAAUCCGGCAGGAAACGUAAUGACCACUGGUUUGACUCAAACAAGUUUAAUUAAUCAAACUAUCUUGCAGUCAACUAUUGUACCUCCUACAGAACCAAUAUCUUCUCCUUGUGUGCUUGAAACUUCAUUGACUUUAAAUCAACCCAUAAUGACGCCUUUAGAAGUGCCUAGUAAUUUGCCAAUACAAUCAGAGUCAACUCCAACUUCUGCUGUAACAACCAUCCCGUCUUCUCUCGAACUACCAAUAACAAUCACAAGCCCUAAUAUUUCAUAUAUUUCGACGGGAGAAGCACAAAUACAAAUUCCUGGUAAUUCUAUGCCAGAUAUUGGAGAAAUUAUGGAAAAUCCAAGUACAGCAGAGAUCGCUCGGGCGGAAAUCCCCGCAAGUACUCAAUAUUUAGUAUUACCAAACUUAGAAGAUAAUAUUGCUGUAGGAACUUCGAGUGAACAAAGUAAUACUAUUUCAAUGCCUAGUGUUUCAUAUUCAGUUUCAAUACCAAAUAAUAUAGUUUUACAAACUUCACAAGUUCAAACUACUCCUUCAAUGCCAAUAAUAGAUGAUACCUAUGCUGAAAAUGUGCAAUUUGCUUCAACUAUAGAACCACCAAUGGCACCAGAACAGACUUUUGUAGAUGUACCUGUUUCUGAAAUGCUUGUUUCAAAACCAGUUGUUUCCAAGAAAAACAUAAAAUCGCAAGACACUGCUGUAACAUCAGAAAUGGUAGUAACUCAUAAUGUUUCUACAUCUUCCCAAGAAUCUAUUGUAUCAACAAAUGAAUCUCCUUUAUUAAAUGAAGAACAAGAUACCACAAUACCAUUGCAAGAAGUAUACUCUUCUCAAGAAAUUUCUAUUAAGUCAGAAGAGAUGCUCUUGGAACAAACAGUUACUAAGGAAAAGAAUAAUUCAAAUGUGGGAAUUAGUAGCCAAAGUGAAGAAGUUAGUAAUAAUGAUAAUGUAGUACAUGUACAAAUUAUGGAGCAACCGGAUGAUGCAAUGACAAAUAGUAUGUCAUUAAUGGAUGAUAAUACUUUAGUUACUUCUGAAUCCAAUGCAAAAAUUUCGUCUGAAGAACAUGCGAAUUUUGAAGUUUCAAAUUCAAAUGAAAUAGAUACAAAUAGGUCACAAGAAACACAGAAUAUAAAAAAAUUUAAAGAAUUAAGUUUUAAUGAACAAUCUGCUAAUGAAGUUCAUUCUCCCAUAUGUGAAAAACAAGCAGCAACAUCCAAUGAAGUAGAAGUUGCUCAAGAAGGGGCACAAAUCCUACCAGCAGAGUCACUGAACCGUUUAGAUGAACAUAGUAUGGAUAUAGAUGAGGUUAUUGAAUCUAAAAUUUAUGCUGCAAAUACAAUGAAAGAAUCCGAAGAUUCUCAAAGAGAUGAACCAUCAUCUCAAGGUGAAUCAGAUUUGAUUCAAAGAAAUUUAGAAUUACAUUUUGGAGAAACAAAUGCAGAGGCUAGUCAUGAAAUACCAUCACAAUCAUAUGAACAGUUUGGAAUAGCAAUGACUACUGAUUCCACUGAUUUACCUAGUCAAUCUGCUACAAAGUCUGAAAAUUCAAAAGAACCAUCACAAUCAAUAACAUAUGAACCUAUGGAAACAGAUGAAGAAGCUGUUGUAACAGAACCACCAACACAAUCAUUUGAACAUUCAAAGAUAAAUGAAGCUUCUCAAUCAUAUGAAGCAUCUGCAGAAGCAAGUACAAACGCGCCUACCCAAUCUUUUAACGAAUUAAUGCAAAGUCAAGAAGAAAGAUCAACUAUUGAUGAUGCAAUUGAUGAUCAGACGUUCCCAACACAGAGUUAUGAAGUUGGUAAAGCAGAAAAUAUUCCAGAAAAUUUAGAAACGGAUGCUGAAAUUAGUCAGGAAGGAAAUAUGCCAUCUCAAUCUAACGAUAUUGGUACAGAUGGGAUUGGCACAUCCUCAGUUUCUACAAAUAAUUCUGGACUUAAUGAAGAUGAAACUGCAAGUUCGUCUUAUGUUCCAGAAACGCCUGAGAAUCAAGAAAGAGAUCCAGAUCAAGAAAGUGCAAUAAGUACGUCGUCUUGUGAAAUUCCACCUUGUGCUGAGUUGAAUAUUGCAUCAUCUAGUGCAGAGCAUACAAGUAUCCAUGACAAUGGAGUACCUGAAAUACCUACAUCUUCAUAUAAUUUGAAUCCAGACAUUACUUCAACUCAUGUGGAUUCUGUACCAACCUCUAGUUAUGAAGAGCAAAAUGUAUCAACUUCUUAUGAAGUUCCAAUCUCAAUGCCAGGUCUAGAGGAAACAUCCUCUCAGAAUUUUGUUACAGAAAGUACAGAUCAUAGAAACGAACCAUCUAGUUAUUAUACUCAUCACCAGGAGGUAACAGCAAGCUAUUAUGAAUCUGUAGGGCAAGAAACAAAUUCGAGAUUAGUUGAAGAUCCACAAGAGGAAGUUACUCCUAGCUAUUAUGACAGUAAUCCACAAGAAGCAAGUCAAAGCUAUUUUAAUCCAGAGGAAGCCACACCAAGUUAUUCCAGUCAUAAUGUCUCUCCCAGUUAUUAUGAUCACAGACCAGAAAGUGAAGCAAGUCAGAGCUACUAUUCUGCAGAUGACAUAGAAAAAUCAGAGCAGUCUUCCUCACAAAAUAUUGAGGCAUCACAAAGUUUCUAUCAAGAACAAUCUGAUGAAUUAAAAUUAACUCAACAAGGAGAAGCUACACCAACAUAUACAGAAAGAUAUCCAGUUGAUUACACAUUAGAGAAUUCACCAAUAGACAGGCACGAUCUUGUAGAAAGUUCUGUAUCAGCCACUAGGCCUACAGAGAGGUAAUAUAUUAUGAUGAGAAGUAGCGUUGUGCUAUAAAAAGAGUCCUUGUUUUUAUAGACUAAUGGACAUUACAGCCAUUGAUAGAUAAACUCAUCUAUUUUCAAAUGUAAAUAUAAUAUUAAGAUGAUAAAUAA
Molecule: messenger RNA, 10860 nt
Organism: Bombus impatiens (common eastern bumble bee)
Lineage: Eukaryota; Metazoa; Arthropoda; Insecta; Hymenoptera; Apidae
Product: mucin-3A-like
Exons: 3
Coding region: 1262-10729 (3155 amino acids)
Source: RefSeq, a predicted model, not a curated record